Paramacrobiotus metropolitanus is the source of this 702-nucleotide messenger RNA. RefSeq names its product transcriptional enhancer factor TEF-4-like. The record is from RefSeq and is a predicted model, not a curated record. Gene Ontology annotation, cellular component: transcription regulator complex. The transcript is spliced from 4 exons. Gene Ontology annotation, molecular function: RNA polymerase II cis-regulatory region sequence-specific DNA binding; DNA-binding transcription factor activity, RNA polymerase II-specific. The coding region runs from base 1 to 702 and encodes 233 amino acids. Gene Ontology annotation, biological process: embryonic organ development; regulation of transcription by RNA polymerase II. Lineage: Eukaryota; Metazoa; Tardigrada; Eutardigrada; Parachela; Macrobiotidae.
AUGGAUGCUAUGGAAGAUCCGCUGAACGGCGAUGAUAACGCCGGAAAUGAAUUGGGCAGCAGUGAUGCCGCAUCGGACGUUUGGUCGCCGGAUGUGGAAGGAGCCCUGCAAGAAGCCUUGCAGAUUUACCCGCCGUGCGGACGUCGCAAGAUAAUCUUAUCGGAGGAGGGCCUAAUGGAUGAUAUGGAAAGUCUGCAAAACGGCAACGAUAGCGCCGAGACUGAACUGGUCAACCGUGAUGGCGAUACAGGCGUGUGGUCGCCGGAUGUGGAACAGUGCCUCCAGGAGGCGCUGCAGAUCUACGCGGCAUGCGGACGCUGCAAGAUCAUCUUGAGCGACACGGGCGCGAUGUACGGCCGCAACGAGCUUAUCGCCCGCUACAUUACAGCGCGAACGGGAAAAACUCGCACCACCGGCCAGGUGUCCAGUCACCUGCGGGUGCUGGCGCGCCGAAUGUCUAGAGAACUGCCGUCUCCAUGGCGGGAGCAGCUUGUCCGAGAGGAAGCCCUGCAGGACCUGUCAACGACGUCAACCACAGUGGUGCCCAAUGAGAAGGCGGAAGCUGCCUGUGUAUUUCCAGCCGGGAGGCUGUCCGGGACCCACAGGGCCCCCACGGGUGUCCGGCUGUUUCUCUCUCUGAUGGCCGUGGUUUUUGUGCUCAUUCCGCUUGCUAGUUUUUUACGCCCCACACAACACGACUGA